Messenger RNA from Aspergillus alliaceus, 1218 nucleotides. RefSeq names its product sucrase/ferredoxin-like domain-containing protein. The coding region runs from base 156 to 1010 and encodes 284 amino acids. The transcript has 2 exons. Lineage: Eukaryota; Fungi; Ascomycota; Eurotiomycetes; Eurotiales; Aspergillaceae. The record is from RefSeq and is a predicted model, not a curated record.
GGAUGAUCUACCGUACGGUUUGCGGUCUGGAGUAUAUAUAAGCCUCAGGACCUGGUGGCGUAACCUAUGGUCCCAAUCAAUCCCCUUAACCAACACCACAUACCCUUACCAUAUUCGAAGCAAAGUGUAAAGAAAACAAAAAAGAAAAGAAGAGAAUGUUCCGCUCAUUCCUCUCAAUCACCGGUCUCGCAACCCCAGACUACAUCUUCCCUUCCGUCGAUCCCAAAAUAGACGGCGAGGACUGCCGCCAAGACUGCGCUGAUUGUACCGUGCGAUGGCCGGCCAAGGUGAAAGUCGAUACUACGCUCCCGAUGUACGGGCACAUCAAACAAUUUCAUGCCCAUGUGCUUGUUGCGACCGGCAAGACAGAUUGGGUGCAAAAGGUGGAGCAUGAGAAGGGGAGUUUGAUGGAGGCGUUUAAGUCCGACGGGGGGAAGUCAAAGAAUGGGAGGGUCAUGAUCUCUGCAUCCAACUUAUCGCCCCCGGAUGAAGAGGUGCCUACUUCGGGGAAGACGAGCGUGCUGCUUCUCCCCUCGUUCACAUUCGUGGAUGGCGUGGGCACAGCGGAUGUUAAGCAUGUCAUCGAUUCGUUUAUUGACAACCCAUCGCAAGCGGGUAAAUCGCACUUGACUUCGAGACCAUGUCCGCAUGACUAUGUUGUUCUUCUAUGCUCGCAUCAGCGGCGUGAUGCGCGUUGUGGGAUUACGGCGCCGCUGAUCAAGAAGGAAUUGGAGAGACAGUUGCGUGGUCAUGGUCUAUACCGGGACCUGGAUGAUGAGCGGCCGGGUGGCGUGGGGAUUUACUUUGUUUCUCAUGUCGGAGGGCAUAAGUUUGCUGCGAAUGUGUUGAUCUAUCGGAAGAAGGAGCAGCAGAUGAUCUGGCUGGGGAGAGUGAAACCGGAGCAUUGUGAAGGGGUUGUCAAGUACACGAUUCUUCAGGGCAAGGUUGUUCAUCCGGAUUCGCAGUUGAGGGGGGGAUUUGAUCGGAUGAAGGGGAUGACUAGUUGGUAAGAUGUGUGUUCAUGUGUAAUUGGAAAGUCGGAUACCACUUUCGUGUAUGUCUGUUGUUGCAUUUUCGUUUUGUUGACUCUUUUGCUAUGUCGAAAUAGAUUUAAUGUAUCCAAGCGAAAAAUAGCUCCAACACAGCAUUAACAGCCUUGUUAUAUACACAGCAUAUUUCUGUUUUUCACCAUUGGAAACCAAAGUGGCCUAAGAAAAC